This is a messenger RNA of Corylus avellana, 2755 nucleotides long. RefSeq names its product transcriptional corepressor LEUNIG_HOMOLOG. NCBI's taxonomy places the organism in Eukaryota, Viridiplantae, Streptophyta, Magnoliopsida, Fagales, Betulaceae. The record is from RefSeq and is a predicted model, not a curated record. Gene Ontology annotation, molecular function: transcription corepressor activity; protein binding.
UUUCACUUUCAGUGUUAAAGCUCGAGCUGCUCUACUUCAUUUGCACUCAAGGAAAUUCCGUCACUUUCCAGAGAAAAAUUAAAAUUUUCUCUGCCCAAACCAUUGCAGUACCAGUGCUGAUUCGUAAUUCUUUUGUCUGUUGUUUGAAACAAAACAUGGGACAGAGUAAUUGGGAAGCCGAUAAGAUGCUUGACGUUUACAUUCAUGAUUAUUUGUUGAAAAGAAAGUUGCAUGCUUCAGCAAAAGCUUUUAUGACCGAAGGGAAAGUUGCCUCAGAUCCAGUAGCAAUUGAUGCGCCUGGAGGAUUUCUCUUUGAGUGGUGGUCAGUCUUUUGGGACAUAUUCAUUGCAAGGACAAAUGAGAAGCAUUCUGAGGCUGCUGCUGCUUACAUCGAGGCUCAGCAAAUUAAGGCAAGGGAGCAACAACAGCUGCAAAUGCAGCAAUUGCAACUCGUGCAGCAGCGCAGUGCACAACUACAGCGUAGGGAUCCUAAUCAUCCUGCUCUUGGCAGUUCUAUGAAUGCUAUGAACUCUGAAGGAUUGAUGGGACAGCCAUCAGCCAGUGUGUUAGCAAUGAAAAUGUAUGAAGAACGUAUGAAACACCCUCAUUCAAUGGAUUCAGAGACAUCUCCAGCUCUUAUUGAUGCAAAUAGGAUGGCUCUUCUUAAAUCAGCAACCAAUCAUCCAGGCCAGUUGGUACAAGGUAAUUCAGGGAACAUGUCUGCAGCUUUGCAACAAAUCCAGGCACGGAGUCCUUUGACAACUGACAUCAAAAGCGAGGUUAACUUGGGUGGAACUCAAAAAAGUUUGCCUAUGGAUCCUUCAUCAAUUUAUGGACAAGCGAUUUUUCAGUCAAAAUCUGGACUAGGUGGUGCAGGAUUGAAUCAAGGUGUCACUGGUCUUCCAUUAAAGGGUUGGCCUUUAACUGGAAUUGACCAGCUACGACCAAGUUUAGGUGUACAGAAGCCUAAUCUGCCGACUCAAAAUCAGUUACUUUUGGCAUCACAACAACAGCAGAUCUUGGCACAUGCUCAGGCACAAAGUAACCUUGGAAAUUCAACUAACUAUGGAGAUAUGGAUCCACGUCGAUUUGUUGGACUGCCUAGGGGUUGCUUGAAUGCAAAAGAUGGUCAAUCCACCAGAAAUGAUGGAUCCAUAUGCUCUCCAGUGCAAUCAAGUUCACCAAAGAUGAAGAUGGGCCAGAUGCAACACUCUUCAUCUCAACAACAGGACCAAUUGCAGCAGCAACAGUUGCAACAGAAUAACAGAAAAAGAAAACAGCAUUCUUCUUCUGGAGCUGCUAACAGCACUGGUACAGGAAAUACGGCAGGCCCUUCGCCUAGUUCUCCACCAUCAACCCACACACCUGGGGAUGGAAUAACAACAGCAAGUAGUAUGCAGCAUCUUAACAGUGUGCCCAAAAGCUUGAUGAUGUAUGGUACUGAGGGGACGGGAGGCCUUGCAUCAUCUUCUAAUCUGCUGGAAGACAUGGAACGAUUUGGCGAUGUUAGUGUUUUAGAUGAUAAUGUGGAGUCAUUUCUGUCUAAUGAUGGAGGAGAUGGAGGGAACUUAUAUGGAACAUUGAAGCAAAGUCCUACUGAGCACCAAAAAGAGUCUUCUAAAGCUUUCACCUUCAGCGAAGUUGGAUGCAUACGGACGAGAAACAGCAAAGUUACUUGCUGUCAUUUUUCUUCAGAUGGGAAGUUGCUAGCUAGUGCUGGACAUGACAGGAAGGUUGUCCUCUGGAACAUGGACACCUUGCGAACAGAAAGUACACCUGAAGAACACAAAUUGGUGAUUACAGAUGUUCGUUUUAGGCCAAAUUCAUCUCAGCUGGCAACAGCUUCAGUUGAUAAAUCUGUGCGAUUAUGGGAUGCAGCCAAUCCAAGCUAUUGUCUGCAAGAAUAUACUGCGCACACUUCAGCUGUUAUGUCCCUUGAUUUCCACCCCAAGAAGACCGAUCUCUUCUGUUUCUGUGAUCAUGACAAUGAAAUACGCUAUUGGAAUAUCAAUCCAUUCUCUUGCACUCGUGUCUCCAAGGGAGGUAUGGCUCAAGUGAGAUUUCAACCAAGAAUUGGACAUGUAUUGGCGGCAGCAUCGGAUCAGGUGGUGUCCAUCUUUGAUGUCGAAACUGACAGGCAAACAUACUCAUUCCAGGGGCACUCCGAAAUGGUAAAUUAUAUUUGCUGGGAUGCAAGUGGAGAUUAUUUGGCAUCCGUCAGUCAGAACUUGGUGAAGAUCUGGUCAUUAACCUCAGGAGAGUGCAUUCAGGAGCUCAGCUCUAAUGGGAAUCAGUUUUAUUCCUGUGUUUUCCACCCAAGUUAUUCAACUCUCUUGGUCAUUGGAGGAAUCUCGUCUUUGGAGUUAUGGAACAUGGCUGAGAAUAAGAGCAUGACAAUUCCAGCACACGAGAAUAUAAUCUCAGCUCUGGCACAAUCACCUGUCACAGGAAUGGUUGCCUCUGCAAGCCAUGAUGAUUCUGUGAAGUUGUGGAAAUAGGUAGAAGCCCAUUUAUGGUAGUAUCUAAUGAUAUAUGGAGCUUUUGCCGUUGCUUUCAAUCCUCACAAAUCUUGGGGAAAAGAAAUAGCAGGCUGUUUAGAUUCUAUUCGGAAUAAUUGUGGUCCAAUUCUGAAUGUGUGACGUUCAAACGUGUAAUGCAAUUUUUAAUAGUCUUGUUUUGAUGAGGUGAAAAUCGAGAAGCAUGUAUGUUUGUUUCGUGGAAGGUGAGAAAAAAGGAAAGGAAAAUACUUUGAGAA